ACUUUAAAAUCUGUUUAUUAAAGAGUUUUUUUUUUAAAUUAUUUAAUACUGCAUGUAAUAUAUAAAGUGGUUUGUGAUUACUAUAGCGUCUUCUAAUUGUAUAUUUUCUAAAACUAUUUUGCUUUUCAGUGCGAAAAACUAAAUAUUUGUUGGCCGUGCAAGAUAUUAAACAUUUUUAAGUUUGAAGAAAACAUACACGUUAAAAAUCACAAGAUUUUAAAGAAUGAAAAAAAUCCGAUGACGAAGAUUUCGUAGAAAGCUCUGAACCGGUUUUGAAAACUAUAAUGAAAACUUACAAGCUGAGAAGUUUAAAGAAUGUCUCUUCUGUAAAGAGUUCCAGAAAACGUGUAAGAACUUCAAAAAGACUUGUAACAACUCCAAGAAACAAAAAUUGUCUAAAAAAUGUGGUGCAGAGCAAUCGUGCUGACUCGACGCCUGCAAAAUUAGUAUCAGAUAAUAUUAGUAUCGGUUCUGGUAGCAAUUUCAAUACGCCAUCUAAAAUAAACUCAGAGUUCCUCGAUACUUCUCAUUUAGGUGAUUUUGAAAUCCUAAAUAUGAAGCAUAACAUGGACGAUAUUUUGAAUUGGAAAGACAUGCAAUUUCAACCCGAUUCUACCUUGGAUUAUACUUGCCCGGAUGUAAUUCUUCGUGUCCUUGAGUCCGAAGGAGAGCAAGAGAAAGAUCCCUUGUUUGUGGAAAUUGAGAAUGAAGAUAGGAAAUCGGAGAGAAGUGUGAGCCAGUCGCCUCUCAGAAAAUCCGUUAAUAAAUCUAGUCCCCGAGAAUCAAAUAGGAAAAGGAAAGCGUCUUUUGGUAAAAAACAACCUAAGUCUGAAUACAAACUGAACAAAUCCAAUGAAGAAUUUUCUUUUGAAGAACUGUCUUCUGAAGAAGAAAUGGAUAUGGGAAUAGAGAGUAUUCUGGAAGAAUUAUAUCAUGUUGAGAAGAAAGAGAUUUUAUCUUCUCGAACAAUUGAAAAACUACAAGACUUGGAAGUGCGUUUAACACAUAAAGUUCCAGCUCAACACCAAAUCGAAAGUCAUGCUGGGUCACGAAUGCCCACGCAACUGCAGAAAAAGAAUUUCGAAAAGCACCACUCGAUUAUAAAAGGAAAGUUUUCCCAACAGGAAGACAAGCUUAUUAAGAGAAACUGGACAUCUUUUUGUAAGGUUCACGAUUGGGACGAGAAAAAUGUACAACCGUUUUUGUAUCUAAAACACCAAGGAAGAUGUCACAUUUCCAGCAUAACAGAAAGAAAGAAAUUCGUGCAGUUUCUGGCAAAUGGUCUUCCGGAUCGAACUUUAUACAGCGUGUACUUCCGGUUUAGAAGAUUGUUCGGGACAACGUCUUAUCAGACAAAAGGUCGUUUCACUGAAGACGAGGAUAAAAAAAUAAAACUCUACAUGAAAGGUGAAACAAAUUCCAAUAACAAGUGUGCUCAACUCGCUAAAAUAUUAGGCAGAACCAGACAGUCCGUUUUUUUAAGGUUUCAGCUAUUAAAGAAGACUUCGACAUUCAAACGUAAAAAAGAAGGAAAGCCAUUAAAUCGAACAGAAGUGACUUGGACUGUGGCUUUGAUUGAAGAAUUUCUUCAGCAGUUGAUGGCUGCCACUUUGAGUGAAGACGUGAAAGAAUUAAAGUAUGCAUUAAUCCCGAAAGUCGUUUGGUUAGAGAUGGAAUCCAAAAUGCACAUUGAUCAUGCGAUUCUGGCAAAUUUCUGGUUUCGACAACUGCACAUACAGUUAUUUGCACCCAGUCCUAUUUACUUAAAUGACGUGAAAAUCAAACUGAUUGAAAUACUGUACAAAAAUAAAAUUUCCCACCCGAGAGAGAUUAUUUGGACUGAUAUUUGUAUGCUUUUCGAUGGAUUAACAGCAGCUUUUCUUUGCCGGGUGUUUCACAAACUCAUGCAAUACGUUGUAAGAAAAAACAUUUCAAGGAAUUUUGUUGUAAUGCUUAAGUUCCUCCACGACGAAAUGAUUCCCCAUUUAAAAGAGCAGCCGGAGGACAAAUACUUGCCCAGCAUUUCUUUUGAGAACAAAACGAUCAGAAUGUUGGAUUACAAAUACAAGGAAGAAGAAGUGAAAAAAAGAAGAAGUGAAAGACUAAACUCUUCGACUAAAAAUAAUAUCAACCACGACGAUAACUCUGAUGUGACUUGGACGUUGCCGAUGCGGGAAAAGUUCUUAAACACUUUACUUGUCGUAACACUUUGCACGUAUGUAGACGAUUUGAAAAAUGCGAUAAUUCCCAAAGUUGUCUGGGAAGAGGUGGCAAAGAGAAUGAGCGCGGAUGAAAAAACUCUAAUUGAGCUGUGGUAUAAAGAGAUGCAUAUGCAACUAUUUUCCCCGAUUCCGAUUUACAUGAAUGAUGUUAAAAUAAAGCUGAUCGAACUGAUCUACAAGGAGCAGAUUAAGGAGCUGGAUCUAAUAAGGUGGCCUAAAGUGUGCAGAUAUUUCGAUGGAAUGACGUCGUGUUUCAUUAGCGAGGUCUUCUUCAAUCUCAUUCGUUCGGCUCAAAAGGAAAUCGAUUCAGAUCAUUUCGGUCAUAUGAUGGAAUACUUAUACAAAACAGUGAUUCCAAAAUUGAAAACCCAGCCAAAUGACAAAUACUUGCCUCGAGUAUGUAUGAAAAAUGAAAAACUCAGCAUCGUAGUUGAAGAAUUCCAGAAAUAUGACGUUUCUAAAGAGGAGAGAAAAUCAAAUAGUUCUGAAUUAUCAACCGCGAAGUCCAAGAAUGAAAAGCAUAUAAUCUGGACAGUACCGAUGCGGGAAAAGUUUAUAAAGAAAUUACUUGUGGUUACACUUUCUGAAGAUCUUCAUGAACUGAAAAGCGCGAUAAUUCCGAAAGUUCUCUGGGAUGAAAUGGAGAAGAAAAUGGAAAUGGAUCAGAAAAUCUUAAGAGAACUUUGGUACUAUGAGUUGCACAUGCAACUAUUUUGUCCAGAUCAAAUCUUCAUGAACGACAUAAAGAUAAAACUGAUCAAAUAUUUCUACCGAGAAAAUAUAACUGAACUGACAGAAAUAUUCUGGCCAAAAGUAUGCAAAUAUUUCGAUGGAUUUACUACCUUUUUCCUUUCGAAGAUCUUCUAUGAUCUGAUACGUUCGGCUGCGGAAGAAAUUGGCUGUACCGAAUUUAGUGAUAUUUUGGAAUAUUUGUACGAGAAAAAAAUACAAAGCUUGAAAGACAAAAGUUUGGACGUGACUUUACCAAGGUUAGUCUAUGAAAGAGGAUUGCUAAAAGUUAUUCACGAAAAUAUCGAACAAUAGAAUUGAAAUUGCUCAGUAUUUUUAAACUGAUAUUUCAUGUACAUAAACAUUAUUAACGAUAAUAUCAAGGAUGAUCAUUGAAUGAACUGAGUAUUUUUAAAUUGUAAUUAUAAGUAUUAUACACUAAGUACCUUAUUUUGAAAUAACGACAAAAUAUCGUAUUGCUACUUUCUUGCAAUUUUUAUUUAUAUUGUAACAAAUACUUCAAACUCUUAAGUGUGUGCAAGUUCAGGGAAUUUCUUACCAUCUAUGCAUGUACGUUCCAAAUUUUAAAGAUUGUCUACCAUAUCAUACUAAAGCUCAAAUUGAAAUUGUAGCAAAUUGAAAAAAAUCGACACAAUUCUGUAAAGUAAUUAAUACAUUGCAACAAAAAGUGGGCCAUCAAGCUCGCAUUGAUAUAGAUA
Belonocnema kinseyi is the source of this 3670-nucleotide messenger RNA. RefSeq lists its product as uncharacterized. The record is from RefSeq and is a predicted model, not a curated record. The transcript is spliced from 12 exons. NCBI's taxonomy places the organism in Eukaryota, Metazoa, Arthropoda, Insecta, Hymenoptera, Cynipidae. Bases 285 to 3266 code for a protein of 993 amino acids.